AUGGAACAAACUUUCAGGCCCGAGUCUCCUCCAAUUCUAGAGGUGGUUAUACCGUUUUUGAUUAAAGAGGAAAUGCCUUCCCAUCAUGAGGGGCAAGAAUCGUCAGAGAUUCCAACCGUUCAACCGGGUAAGUUUCCGAGUUCCACACCGAUAGAGAAACGACAUAUUUUUAUAAUUUCAUUUUAAAGCCAGCGAUUUCAAGAAAAAAGAAGGCAGGAGGAGAGGUGUCCGUGAUUUUUGUGUGUUUGUAUGGUCAAGGAAGAAACUUAGUUUAUUGAGAGAAACAGGUAUCUAGAUAUCACACAAUUUUAGGGCGCUGGAUUUCGUUUUAGGCUGUGAGUGCAAAAAAUACAUCGAAUCUUGAGAGUUUCUCGCGACGAAAUAGCUUCACACAUUGAUCGAUUGAAGGAGAAGCGUUUUCCUGAUAAAUUUGCAGUUUCUCGGGGAGAUUACAUAAGAAGUCAAAAAGGCAGUUAUCUUGAGUCAGUUAAUUUUCAUGGAGAAAGCAUCCAGUACUUGCAAAAUAUCAGUAAUAUUCUUACUUUACAUACUAUCACUGUUUUUGUCUUCUUUUUUUUAAGUUUGCUUUUCAAAGCAGUUCGUUUCGAUCGCAGCUGAUUGGAAACCUGUGAGAAUUCCAGCCUGCCUAAUAAGACAAAACGGUUCGAUUUUUACAAAGGGACAAUUUAACAAAAGUAAAAUUUCAGAGGUUCUUUGAUUAACAUACCUUUGCCGGUAAUGCCUCCUUUCGAAAUCAGACCAUCUCUAUCUUAAGCACUAGCAGAAUUUGAAGUUACGGAAUGAGACGACACAAAAUUAUUCAAAAUUGAUUCCGGUAAACUGUUUGGAAUGAACCAUAAAAAUUUAUUCCAGUGAAUUUCGAUCUAAAAUAGUGGUAUGCCGGUAAAAAUGAUCGACUGUGAAGCUAGAAAUUAUGUAAUCAGCGUUUCGUAUAAACUGCACAUCAGAGACACUCUCUCAGGUUACACGCUCGAAAUAGAGUGCAUAUCAAUUUUACGCCUGCAUGAAGGAAAUUGAGAGUUUUUCUUGUUGCUUCUCAUCUCUGAGUCUUGAUUCAUGGUAAAAGAAAAAAAAUAACAAGCUUCCGGAACACCAGAAUGGUGGCUGGAAUGUCAUUUACUGAGUUUUAUUUUUGGAGAGUCAUUUAUUCAUAUUUUUUCGCGCUCUUCUUUCACAUUCUGGAAAAACAGCCACGCUUUUUUCUCUUUUUUUUUCUUUCCGACGGAAAUAAACGGAUGAUAAAUAUUGAUGUUGUUCGGGGUCUAUUGAUUUUGCACCACGUGACGUGAAGGAGCCAAUAAAAUCGCGCGAAAAUUAAUGAGUUCUGAAUAAAUUUUGUCCUUUGUUCCAUUCUCAUAUAGUGAAACACGAACAAGUUUCUCCAAGCGUCGAGGUGAUCAAGAAGCGAGCAUGCCGCACUCGUUUCACAAUUUAUCAAAGAGCAGAACUGGAGGCGGCCUUUUCAGCAUCACCUUACUUGACUCCUCACCAAAGAAUGGCUUUGGCUUCGAGACUCAGAGUCAAACCUGUCGCUGUGCAGGUAAUUAACAUGACUGCUUUGAAAUAAAAAUUAGAUAUCAUUCAUUCAGAACCAGCCACGCACAGAGAAAAUAAUCUUUGUCCUCUGCAAAGAUUCGAACUUUAGGUAAAGUGCACAGUCAAGAGUACAGUCUGUACUCAAGCCAAGAGGGCCACCCAACCAGAACUAAUCCUGGUUUUCAUGGCAUGAGGUGACUAGGAGUAUUACGUCUCCCCCCUGGAUGGGAUAGCAGGGGGUGUGUUAUCCCAUCAGGGAUAAAGGAUGGCCCCCCUUUGAUAAAACCUCGUUGGGGAGCUAGGUCAUAUGGGAGAUUUAUAUGUUACACAAGUAUUCAGUAUGCUCCCAAGGUCAGCAGUUUCAACAGCUUUGUGUGGGUAAAUCAACAAGGGCAGACUCCACUUUCGGGACAAAAAACAUUUGUAUUCAUUCAGUCAGACGACCAAGCUGAAAAUUGACCCCAAUUCUUAAUCUUAUAAUUCACGUUUGCCUUUUGCUCGCUCCCUAUUACAGUUUAAUCCCAAUGCACUUUAGGUGAUUUACUCGUCAUUUCGUGUCUCUCAUUUUUCAGUCAUGGUUUAAGAACAGACGAUUCAAGUGGCGCAAAGAAGUACGGGAAGGCUCUCACGCCUCGCCAGCUGCGCUACCCGCACCUGCACAAGGUAUUUCCUUGAUGUAUCAGCCACGAUAUGUCUACAGUUCUGGUCAGUUUCCAGUGUCAGCUCAGUGCCAAGGAUGUUUCACAAGACAACCAUCCAGCGACUCGCAUUCACAUGUAGACUUCACUCCGUAUCCCUAUUCUUCUCACUGA
Pocillopora meandrina is the source of this 2369-nucleotide messenger RNA. The record is from the annotation of a GenBank genome assembly. Lineage: Eukaryota; Metazoa; Cnidaria; Anthozoa; Scleractinia; Pocilloporidae.